Messenger RNA from Toxoplasma gondii ME49, 5079 nucleotides. RefSeq lists its product as hypothetical. The transcript has 5 exons. The record is from RefSeq and is a predicted model, not a curated record. The coding region runs from base 1 to 2103 and encodes 700 amino acids. Lineage: Eukaryota; Apicomplexa; Conoidasida; Eucoccidiorida; Sarcocystidae.
AUGGCGAAGCAAGAGAAGGCGCAGGCCAGAUCCCAACGAGUUCCGGUGCCUCGGGGCUUCAGAACGAAUGAACUUUACUACAUGGAAGAGGACACUCAAAGGAGGAUUCACCAUCUUAUGCAGCAGAAGAAAGAGGGCUCUGUCGGGUCUCGACAGCCUCCUAAGGGCCCUCGUGCGCUUCAGCGCUUAACUUUGCGCACUUUCACAAGUGGUCCGCAGUUAGCCAAGAAACCGAUCCCAGAGAAUAUACGUCACAGGGUCCAAAUCUCUUUGUGCGAUGCCGCAUUAACUCCGCCACUCCCUCAAGCACUCAUCAGAGAUCCCAAAGUAGCAGCAUACCUUAAGUACUUUUCAUCGUAUGGAAUAUGCCCCCUCGAAUCAGCUCUUCAGUCCUAUGGCCCUGUUCAGGGUUUCUCCCCGUCUGUUUCGAAAUCCUCUUCCCGCACUGCUCCAUCUAGCGGCUUUCCCGGCAGCACGAGAUCAGCGCCAUCGCUUUGUACACCGACUGAAAGUGGCAGCUCAGCUCAGUCACCAGACACAAGCAGAAGAGCCGGGGGACAAGUUGCACGAAGCAUCAGUAAUUCUACAUCAUUAUCAGUCUCAUCAAGAAGUGGUACUCUGAGGAUAAACGGGGGCGGUGAACAUGAAGAACGGAGACAGGCGAGUUCGGCUGUAGCUCCUGGUAGAAGCAAGAAAGAAACUGUGGAACAGUCGUGUCUCUACCCUCCUCGCGCCGGGCCAGAAAGGGAAACUGACAAAGACGCUACAACACCGAACUUGGUUAGAGCGAGUUCAGUUAAUUCGUCUGUCCGAAAAAGUGCCGAGGUUCGAGGAUUUCGAGGGCUGGCACCCACCAGCACCGAUACUGGAGAACGUGCACGAAUAUCGUCGUGGUCUCAUCAACAAUCAGCUGAUGUGAACCUUUCUGUGGCAGGUAUCACGAUGACGGUAACGCCAGUGACAGUCAGUCGAACAGGCAGAGAAUCGAUGGCGGCCAAAAGUCAGGGCUUCGCGUGUAAUGUUUUGCCCCGUAAAGAUCUCGACUGGGGGUGUGGCGCUCUGAGAAAAGUCAAGGGCUCCGAGCUUAUGAAGGGGAGGUUUGUCGUUGAGAAACAAAUCUCUGAGACAGAAACACGAAAGGUGGUGCUGUUGAAAGAUCUCACAUCGAAGACGGCUGCACUCAAACAAACAAACAAGAAACUCGGACAGCGAAAAACGGUCGAGAGCAAGCUACAACAUAUAGAACAGGUCCUAGAAGAGACAUUCGCAACAAUACAGAAACCGUUGUUGGCUGCAUCCGAAUUCCCAGAAUUCGCCUCCUCCUCUGAGUCUCAAAAAAGCCACUAUUUGAAAAAGAAGACUUUGGUUUUCGGGUCGUCGUGUGCCACGCAAACGGAGGUGGAAUCAGAUUCCACCAGAAAAACCCGUUAUGUCGUUGUGGUCGACCUCGCAAUGGACAUGGAGGUUUACCUUCCGGACGUCCGGGAGGAACUUACCAAGCUUAUGCAGGAAACCAUGCUGAAGCAGCACUCUGUCCUCAAUAUCGUUAAACUGGGUAAUAAGGUCGAGGCCUGCUUCCCCACCAUGCCCACCCGGGUUGACGAACGCACGGUUACUAUUGUUGAUAGAUUCAUUAACUCUCUAGCGAAAUCCCAGCGAAAAGGAGGUGGCACCGAUCUUGUGGAAGGCCUCCGGGAGGCGCUUCUCAUGAAACCCGAUGUGCUGUACUUGAUAUCUCACACUCCGCCCUCGACAGUCAGACACCAAGCAGCGUGCGUCAAGAUGGUCCAGGAGUACUUCCAAAAUCUGAAGGACAAAAGAUUGGCUGCCGGUGUCAUUGGUUACCAGCCCCCUGCCGAAUUCCGAUAUUUUGCAUUCCGAAAUCCUCUCGCUCAGUCUUUGUACGAGCAAUUCUUUCGGCAACUGUGUGCUGUCUCGACCAACUAUGAUGAUCCGGAAAAUGUGGCCGAAAGGAACUGUGUACUCGCAGAUCGCGAGGCUUUGUGGAGGUCAGUUCUCAGGGACACGAAAAAGGCGAAGCAACUACGGGCAAAGUUGAAGAAAGUGAACUCAUCAAUAGAGUACUGGCUAGUUCUCUACUAGCUGCUCCAUAAGACUUACGGGUCCUGCUACCUAGCCCCACCCGUUCUAAAUCUAGCUUCUUCUGCUACAGGGACAGACGGCAAGAGCAAACUUAUGUUGAAGACAGUCUCGCAACACAACGACGAAUCCGCAUCAAUCUGCGGGCCAAUCCAGCAUGAAGAACCAUGUGAUACGGACUGUCUGUUGCGCUUCUCACAAUGUACUGCCGCCAGAGCACAUCACUGGAACUGUUGCCUCGCGGUAUUUGUGACAUCUCUGCACCGGAUAUGUCAUCAACGAAUAAACAGAAUAAACACAGCCUGGAGGAAGUUCUGCAGACAACGCCAGCUUUGCAGACAAGCGCACCCACAAAGAACUGUCCGCGGCUUUCUACGGGAUAGCUCUCCCGGUCAUUUACGUGUGUUCGCUACUGAAAAAGUAUUGCCACGUUUUGCCUGUGGUGCAGAAAACAGCUCAAGUCGCUGCGACUAGAGAACAACUUCGCCGCGUAGUGCCGGUAUGCCAUGCACGGUCCACCUCAUCAACAGCCAACUCAAGGAUACGCUACAAUCGCACCAGUUGUUCAGUAACUUUGUCCAAGCAAUGACGCAGGAUGAAACAGAGCGCAUCGGAUAACUCUUUAAUGAGAUGAGAAUCUGCUGGUAGCUGAAGGGAGCCCUUCCCUAGCUCGGUAGUGAAGAACAGCAGCGCUAGUCGUAAACGCGUUUUUAAGUGGAGCUGGUCUGUCACAACCUCCUCGAAUCAGCAAACGUAAAAUCGCAUUGUUGCACAUGCUUUCGCCUUGGCCGUUUUUACUCUGCCUUCGUUUGUGUAGAUACACAUAUUUCCGUACCUGCCGUUUGAUCCACACUUGGUUUCCCCCAGUUCCGCUUACAUACGUACACACCCCCAAAUCAAGAAACUGUGGCAGUCUUCAUAUAUUCUAGGCCUGCAGGUGACACAGGUGAGCUUGGUCUUGGGUCGAGUUCCUCCUGCUCUCCCUAUCACCCAAACGGCAGUCAAGCCACUUCGGAAAACGCGGCAACAACGGCCAAAGAAAUCGGCACUGUGAAGAAGAACCUCGCUGUUCAUUACUUGCCCCAUUAUUUGGGAACUGUUGCGUGCAGGACCUCCGAGAGAAACUUCACAUUGAAGCGGCCGUCGAAAAACUUCUCAGGAUGGAUCAAGCGAAGGUGAGGAAAUCUUUGGCUGUCUCCUGACGGCACCUGGUUCACCAAUGCGGCUGUGUCGUAUCAUCGAUUUGGACUCGUGCUAAUUGUUGCUCAACAACAACGCGGCCAUAACUUUCUGAGUUGAGAGUUUUUGGCUUGAAAGGGUAAGACACUGAGAGGACAGAGAUGCCUCUCCUCUGCGAGGAAGACACCAACCUAAUCCCAGGUAAGAUUGUUCGCCAACGGGGCACAUACGGCAUUUUCAACUCGAGCUCCCUAAUCUGAAAUCCCAAAUGUCUUGUCAAGUUCAUGUCCCACCCCAAAAACAUCUAUCCCCGUAAACAUUGCCUUCCUCCUUUUGCCAGCAGUUAUCACAACUGCACAUCUGGAGAUCCCUAAACUGUCUCUGGCUUGAGGCACCGCCAGCACAAAUUGCUGGACUUGUGGUUCCUCAGAUGUGAUACUCGUUGGUUAAUAUCGUGUCUCUUGCCUUCAGUGCGAAGAAGCGAUGAACAGACCGGUGAAGAUGCAGAUCCAGCCUUCAGACACCUUCCAGAGACCGCCGCAUCCCGGGAAACAGCACAGGGAAAGUACCACAGGCAAAUCCAUCACCAAUCGCGGGGAGCGCACAAAGGAGAAGCCUCGUGGACAGGUUAAGACGCGCAAACGUGGGCGAAAGAAGAAACAAGGACACAGCCGAACGCCUCACUGAGCAUUUUUGAUUUGCGUUUUGUGUGGAAAUGCAUCAUCAUUCUACUGACGAAAUGCUCGACAGAUACGGUGACUCGUGGUCAUCUUACAGAUUAUACACAGCUGUUUCCUGAAAGCUGUAACAGAAUCUGAACUGCGCUUAGGGAAAGCAUGCUGUGAUGUUAGGUCCCGAAGCUUUAACAAGCUAAGGUAAAUCUUUCGUGAAGAACUCAACAGGUUCUUUGUGGAGCAUACUUCCUUUCUGUAUGUUUCGUUUGCCGGUAAAAAACUACUGAGCUUACACAAAAAUGCCUUUUGGAUCACCUCUGGUGGUGCACUUCCGAUAAGCGCGUAUGAGAAGACACCAAACGUUGUCAACUGCCGGCCUGGAGGCCUGUCGCAUCGCAUACUUCAUUGCGAGAGAAUGAGAACUAUAGAGCUGCACCUCAUUACAUUGUAUUUCAGUUCUGGUGCAAGCACUGCCACGUCGGAGGCUGUCACACACCUUUUGCCUCCAAUGCGUGAAAAGCACAACACUGUGACAUACAACUGCAGAACUGGGUGAAUCUAUUUGCUCCUGAAUUCGACCGUCCUUGUACGCGGAGACCGUCACGGGCCCUCUGGUCUGUCCACCCUAUGCCGUCCGCUACUAAAGCAGACGACCGACAAAGUUUUCAAUAGUCCAAAACCGAGAAGAGACGUGGUGUUUCAUCCAAUACCCGAGACUGCUCAUGAUUAAAGCCAACAACUAUUUUUGAAGUGCUCGGGAGUCCGCUCUCGAGUUGCAGUUGGUCUAAGAAAAAGUGUUUUCGACGGCAGCACCGAUUAUUCGUAUGACCCAACGUCUCUGUCAUUAAAGUGCAAGAAAAGCCAUGCUUCUUCUUCCUUCAACUGGGGAACAAAGUAUCUUGAAGUGUCACGCGUCUUGCCACACACGACGUCGCUAGUGGCUGGCCUGUACGGCACGGUGUCUGCCGUCUGAACUAUCCUUCCGGCCACUGUGUCAGUUCGUGUCGUACUUCCGGUCUCCGAAAUGAACAGCCAUUUCAUGGUUUAAGAGAUCGGUGACUGAAACAACAAAAUUAACUCUCGGCCAGCACUAGGCGAAGAACAAUGCAACCAAUGUGUCUAUGCA